GUUCAUUUGAACUUGUUCUGAACGAAAUAAUAACAGCUGAGUUGGUAAAACAGAAAACCCACACAGAAUUUGCGAAAAUAUUUAGUUGUAUAUUACUAAAAUAUAAUGGAAAUUCCGGACACGUACUACAGCAAAGAUGAAUACGUUGAAACGGCCUCUGGCAACAAAGUGAGUCGCCACACGGUGCUCUGUGGCUCCCAGAACAUAGUGCUCAAUGGCAAGGUGAUUGUGCAGAGUGGCGCCAUUAUCCGUGGAGAUCUGGCGAAUGUUCGCACCGGCCGAUAUUGUGUGAUUAGCAAAAACUCAGUGAUCCGACCACCUUACAAGCAAUUCAGCAAGGGAAUCGCUUUCUUUCCCAUGCACAUAGGAGAUCAUGUCUUUAUUGGCGAGGGUGCUGUGGUAUCCGCCGCGAUUAUUGGCUCCUUUGUAUACAUUGGCAAAAAUGCCAUCAUUGGCCGUCGUUGCACGCUCAAUUGCUGUGUGAUUGAGGAUGGAGCUGUGCUGCCGCCAGAGACGACAGUUUCCAGCUACAUGCGCUACACGGCCAAGUGCACCAUUGAGGGCGGUCAGGGUAAUCCGUAUUUUGUGCCCGCCGCCAUGCAGGAUGAGAUGGCGAAUUAUACAAAGUCAUUCUAUGAGCAUUUUGUGCGCACUCCGGCGCCGGCCAGCUGAAGAACGCGUUCCGUUCAAUAACAUACGCAUAUAAA
Drosophila innubila is the source of this 707-nucleotide messenger RNA. RefSeq names its product dynactin subunit 5-like. The record is from RefSeq and is a predicted model, not a curated record. NCBI's taxonomy places the organism in Eukaryota, Metazoa, Arthropoda, Insecta, Diptera, Drosophilidae.